CCUGCUUUUUUUUUUUAAGGAUAGAGCCAUUACAUUGAGUUAAUAGGUGGAAUUUAAGGACCAGGAACUCGAUGUGCAUUUGUUGUUGACAAGGAUUGGUGUGGCCCAACAAGCUCAGCAGGUCCAUAAUUAUUUAGGAAACACCCCUGUUGACUGCAAACUAAUGACUGCAUUGUGUUUGACAACUAUGCUGUGACGGUGAUGAUCGGUGGCGAGCCGUACACUCUGGGACUGUUUGACACCGCAGGCCAGGAGGACUACGACAGGCUGCGACCCCUCAGCUACCCCCAGACAGACAUCUUCCUUGUCUGCUUCUCCGUCGUGUCGCCGUCUUCCUAUGAGAACGUCAAAGAGAAGUGGGUGCCGGAGAUUACCCACCAUUGCCAGUCCACGCCGUACCUACUGGUGGGUACUCAAAUGGACCUGAGGGACGACCACAACACCCUGGAGAAGCUGGCCAAGAACAAACAGCGAGCUCUGAUGCCCGAGCACGGAGACAAGCUGGCGCGAGAUCUGAGGGCUGUCAAAUAUGUGGAGUGUUCAGCGCUGACGCAGGUCGUCCUCAGACGAGCCUUCCAUCGUUGCUUCCAGUCAUCCCGAUUCUCCAUACAUUUGGCCAGUUCCUUGCACCAAUUUGCUGGCUGGCAGCUCCUGAUGCCUUUGGCAGUGUUCUGCUGGUCUCAUUCUCCUUACAGCAAUCUUCUCGCUCACCCUUGGUAUUCCCUUGUAGAGGAUUCUGUUGGUUACGUGCGCACUCUUGUUGAUGUUAAGCACUGCACGCAGCAUCCUGGUGUAGCAUUCAUCCAGAGACUUCUCCAGGAUUGGCUUCAGGGUCCAGCAUUUGCUGCCAUAGAGGAGAACGGACUCAACUGUCGGGACAGACACGAAAAGAGAGUUGCUUGCGCCCACGCUUUUUUUUCUUUUUACCAGCUUGAUGAUUAUGAUUCAUUCCUUAUCUAAACGGUAAAAUAUAUGAACAUCCCAUCAGUUGGCACCCGAUUAAGAGCAGACAUUGUACAGUCAGUGGAUGUUUUAUUAUGUUUGUAGUUUGUAUUACUUGUUUAGUACUUAGCAAUAGUGCGACAUGCUGGAUCUGCAUGUCAUUCAGCUUCUAAAACUUGUUGUUCAUCCUCUUUAUAUUCAGGCUCAAAAAUAUAAGGCUCUCAUUAAGCCUGCCAUGAUUAAUGGUGGUGGUUGUUGUAGGAAAUACCAAACGUGAUGCGUCUGUGAAAUUAGUGUGCUGCAAUAUGCUUAAAAUGUCAAAUACGUAGAUAACACAUGUUAUUACUAAUGUGCCUGUUACUACAUUACAUACUACAUUACAACCCUCGUGUGAACAUACAUUACAUACUGUAUAUACAACGUCUAUAUACUAUAGACGUUGAUGGGUUUUUUUGGAUGUUUUUUAGAGCGAUUUAUAGGCGCAAUAGAGCCAAUCCUAUUACCUCUACUGUUAGCUGGCUUCUGCUAGCGUUUAUUUACAAGUUGGAAUGCACAAAAAAAGAACAACAUAUGUGUUCUUAUCUCACAUAAGGAUUGUGAACGAUAGACAGAAUUCCCAAAAAAGUGCAGUUUCUCUUUUAAAGCAUAAUAAUUAGCCAGAGACAACUCUUAUUUAAAGUUAAAGUUAAAGUACCAAUGAUUGUCACACACACACUAGGUGUGGCGAAAUUAUUCUCUGCAUUUAACCCAUCACCCUUGAUCACCCCCUGGGAGGUGAGGGGAGCAGUGGGCAGCAGCGGUGGCCGCGCCCGGGAAUCAUUUUUGGUGAUUUAACCCCCAAUUCCAACCCUUGAUACUGAGUGCCAAGCAGGGAGGUAAUGGGUCCCAUUUUUAUAGUCUUUGGUAUGACUCGGCCGGGGUUUGAACCCACAACCUACCGAUCUCAGGGCGGACACUCUAACCACUAGGCCACACAUUUCAAAACACUCCCUAAGGGGAACUGCACUUUUUUGAGAAUUUUGUCUAUAAUUUACAACCCUUAUUUACAACACAUAUGUUUUAUUUUUCUUUAAUGCAUUCUUAAUAUUAAAUAAAUGUGAUCAAAUGUCUGCUUCCAAUGGAGCAUAUGGGAGCUGCUCUAUUCUGCCUAUAAAGCUCUUAAAACACAUUGAACCCCCUCCAUUAAAGUUUUAUAUACAUGACGUAUAUAUUUAACAUAGUAACGGGCACAUUUAUAAUAACAUUUAAUAUUUACAUGUUUUGAUCAUUUUAAGCAUACAUGGUGCAUUCAUUUCAAAAACGCAUCACAACGUUGGCUUUUUUUCCAACAACAUAAUUUAUUACUACUCACUGACUUCAUGAGAGCCAAAACAUAUAAUAAAACAUCACUUACUGUACAAUGCCUGCUGUCAUUUGAGUACCUACUGAUAGGAUCUUGUUAUAUUCCCAUUCAUCCAUCCAUCCAUCUUCUUCCGCUUAUCCGAGAUAAUGUUACAUUCCCAUUUCAGUUAAAGAAUGACUCAAAAGAGGGGUGGAACCAAGCAUCUUUUCGUGUUGGUCUCACUGUUACCGUGUCCAAAUUGGCUGUCAAAGUAUACCAACUUGUCAGAAUACGUCCUCAUCCUUCUACUAUCCAGGUGAGAGGCAUGGUGUAUGACAAUAAACUAAACUUCUACAAUAAACUUCCACAAGCAAGGAAGCAUCUUACCACCCGAUGUCAGUAUAGGCACACUAUAAAUAGUUUGUCUGCGUUAGCACUUAUAAUACCAAUAUCACUAAUACUUGCUUAAUAUUCAAGUCACGGAAUGUAAAUGUGGUAUUGUUGGCGGUUUUCGAAUGGUUAUUUAUUGGGUUUUAUGGCCGGAAUAGAGGACUUCACAUUGGCUCUGUUGUAAGCGGACUUUUAUUUACGUUUAUUUACGAGUUAGAAUGCAUUAAAAAAAUAAAAAUACAUCUGUCAUAUCUUUUAUAACGAUUGUGAACGAAUUUCCCCCCAAGAAUGUAAAUCCCCUUUAAAUUGGGGCACUCCUAAGUUGAGGUACCACUGUACCAUAAUAUUUUUAGAAUAUGUGAGCCCCUGGCAGCACUUUAGCCACCCCUGCUGUAGAUGGACUAAAUGUGAAAAUACUUUUAUUUUAAGUUUUAUGAUUUAAUAAAGAAGGUGGCGACUUGUCCAGGGUGUACAACGCCUUCCGUCCGAAUGCAGCUGAGAUAGGCUCCAGCACCCCCCGCGACCCCGAAAGGGACAAGCGGUAGAAAAUGGAUGGAUGGAUGGAUUUAGUAAAGAACCUUACCGCAACUUCCUACUUCAGAAACAUGAUCCAGAGCAUGUUUUAAGUCCACACCCGCCACCAACGCGCAAAUGUACAUUAUCAGUCAUGCUAGCAGUCUGUUUACUGCUUGAACAUGAGUUUAGUAUUUUGUCUUUCCAUGGCGACCUGGACCACCGCGCAGGGUCACCUGCUCUUUGAUUGGUCAGCAGGACCCCUCCCAUUUUCAGCUCAUCCUGCAGGACAACUUGGUGCAGUUGAGUCCAAAGUGUUUGGACGGGCCUCCUGCACAACUAAUAUGGAAUGCAUUUUGACUUACAUGGUACUCUGACCCUGUCUGUCUGUAAAACAAAACAAAACAAAAAACACUUUCGCCCCCUUUGCCCAUCACCAUGGUGACCAGCUGCACAGGAGCACUAUUAUGGUCUGUAGCCCCCGCCCCCCGCCACUUCUUUUCUGUUAGGUGUCAGAAAUGAUAUCAUUAUGCAACACACAAUUCUGCACAAGGUGCUGAGAAGGGGGUGUCUCCAGACAUGCAGAGGGUUUCUAUGACAACUGCCCCGACUAUCUUUCUGAUUGGAGAUUGUGAUGUUAUCCGCCCCCCCCCCCCCAAAAAAAAGCACACAUGAACACUGUGUCCACGGUUUAAGAGAGGAGAUAGGUGGGGGAGGGGCCACGAUGCCAAGGCAAAAAAAGGAGACGAAAGAAAGGCGACAAGUUGGGCCUGAAAGGACAAUGGAGCGUUCGUUGGUGAGCAUGUACGCUCACCUGAGGAUGAGACCAUCCAUGGACGUCCCACAAGGGUGUUGUCCCGCUGCUGUCUUUCCACAACAACAAUUAUUUCCAUCUAUUGUUACAUUUUAACUUUAGUUUAUUAAAAAAAAAAAAAAAAAAAAGUAUUGUUUUUUCCUGCCACAGGAAAGACACAUACUACCCACAAUGCACUAGGCCUUGGAGGAAUGUGACACCCUCAAUACACAAAAAGGGAACAGAGGGAGCUUUUUUUCCCCCUUAUACCUUGUUGGACUAUUUUAAUGAGUGACAAUAACUUACUUGCUGCAGUGUCCAAUUAAUAGGCAAUCAAUGUAUUGAUUAGCGUGUGUUGCAAGCGCUUCCGCGCCACAUGAGCCGAUGUUAGCACGUAGAUGUGUCUGUGGAAAGUCUGCCUGCCGCCUGCA
Nerophis lumbriciformis (worm pipefish) is the source of this 4390-nucleotide messenger RNA. RefSeq names its product cell division control protein 42 homolog. Lineage: Eukaryota; Metazoa; Chordata; Actinopteri; Syngnathiformes; Syngnathidae. Gene Ontology annotation, molecular function: GTPase activity; GTP binding. Gene Ontology annotation, biological process: small GTPase-mediated signal transduction. The record is from RefSeq and is a predicted model, not a curated record.